UUUAUUGUGAUUAUACUAAUCACGAUUAAUUUCGGAAUCUAAAACAUUUAUUUUUAAUAGUUAUCUAUAUUACAUUAUUAUUUAUUACCAUAAUAACUAAAUAAAUUAAAACAAUAUAAUGAGAUUAAAUAAUUAUAAUUUUUGCUAUUAAAUUAGUCCCUGAAUCACUUUGGCAGCAGCAAGAUCUUCGAGUGCGAACGGUUUGAUAGGAUCGACUCAAUUAUUUCUUGUUUAACAUAACCUAUUUGAUUUUUUUUUGUUUGACUGUAGAAUAUUUUCUGAAGUGCAGUGUCUAUUUUGUGUUUAUUUAAUACUCGUAGUGCAAUUAUGAUUUUACAUGUUAUAACUUACAUAUUAAAAAUGUUUUGGUGAUAUGAACAGUUUGUCCUAUUGGUUAUUGUUAAUUGACGUUUACAAAUUUAUAUUAAUUUUAGUACACAUAUGAAUAAGAUAUUGAUUGUAAAACCUGAACAAAUGUUAUAAAAUUUUUCACAGAAAAUGAUAACACGUUUGAUAUUGUUAUUUGCCAUAUGCUUCCAAACAAUACAUCAUAGUUCUGAAGCGUCUUUUGCUUGUUCAGAAAAUACUGAUAGUUACUCAACAUCGUCCAAACCAAUUCAUAAGUACCAUGAGUGUGAAAUGGAACAUAACCUUUUUAACAUCGGGAACAAUUCCAAUAGUACCAUAUGGAUAGGUCAUAUGAUUGCUAUGCUAAUGGAAGGAUUCACGCCUUAUUCACACGAUAAUCCAAAGUGUACUGAAGAUGGAAAUCUGUACAAGGAACAUUUGAUUAAGCAAGAUUUGUGGGCUGUUCAGAUGUAUGCUUCCUCAGCCAAAUAUCCCGGCGGCCUUUUAACUGGUAUUACAUAUGAAAUGGGACACUAUGAUCAGUGCUUGAGAGCGCAAUCAAAAGAGUUAAACAUGUACAGCGCGUAUGUUCUGCCUAACAUUCGGUUUGGAACUUCUCAGACAGCUGGCAAUUUUUCAAGACAUCAUCAGAUAGAUAACACUUAUUGGGCACUAUGCAUCCCAGACUCUUGUAAUGCCCAAGACGUACAGAUAUCAGUGGAAGAAUUGUUGACGCCUACAUUUCAACGUUAUAAUGUAUCGGUCAAAAUUUCUGUUAAUCCUGCUCUAUAUACAUCAAAUAGAAUAUCUGAUGCAAAACACACAGAUGGUUACCUAAUUGCUUUUUGCUUGAUUUUGAUUCUGAUCAUAUUACUUAACAUAUUUGGCACUUUGUACGAAAUGAACGUUAUUGGUAACCAAUAUGUUAAUAGCCCCAUUCUAAAAACUAUUUUACGGUCGUUUUCUAUAAGGACGAGCAUUAAUCAAGUAUUUCAAAAACCAAAAGAAAGUGAUUUGGCUGCUAUUAAUGGACUUAAAACAUAUUGUGCAAUCAUAAUAGUUUGCAUGCAUAGAGUUUUUUUUACUAUACCAUUGAAUGCAACAGUACCUCCUUACUUUAUGGAAAACCUGGCGACAAAUUUUCGGCGUAGUUGGAUGAAUUUAGUCGUUGUUGUCGAAAUAUUUUUUGUAAUAUCGGGAUUUUUUAUGUACAUUACUGUAACCAACCGAUUGAAUAAAAACAGAAAACUUAAUAUUUUUUACUUAUUCUUUUAUAGAAUUGCGAGACUUCUGCCUGUAGAUAUAAUUGUCUUAUUGCUGUUUGUUGGGUUGUUACCUCACAUGGGAGAUGGGCCACUUUGGAAAUUGUACGCAGUCUCGGAGGCCGAAAAAUGUCGCAAGAAUUGGUGGAAAAAAAUUUUAUUUAUUGAUACUUACUCAGAAAAAUUUGGAGAUAAGUGUAUGCUGAUUUCAUGGUCUGUAAACUGCGAAGUACAUUUUUAUGCAAUCGGAGCACUUAUAACGUAUGCAAUAUGGAAAUGGCAAAAAAUUGGCCUUUGGAUUUUAGGCAUAAUGUUUGCAGCAUCUAUUUACAUACCGGCAAUGACGAUUUACACAAAUAAUAUAACGGGGAUUUUGUCAUAUAGGGAAGUGUUGAAUUAUUCAAAUGACCCAUAUGUCAAUCUUGUAUACAUUAAGAGUCACCAGAGGAUUACAACAUACCUGAUUGGAAUAGCAGCGGCACACAUAUAUACAAAACUUAAACGCGAUGGGGUCAAAAUAUCCGCUCGGAAGAAGACAUUUGGCUAUUUUAUUUCCCAAUUAUUGAUUGUUAUCAGUGUACUUGCAACGGCUUCGUUUAAUUUACCCGGAAUUGAGUACAAUGUGUGGCAUCACGUGUUAUACUUUACUUUACACAGGAUCGUAAUUGCAAUUUGCGUAUCAUAUAUUAUCGUCGUUAAUGCGAUAUGUGGAGACGGUUGCGUCGUCAAGUUCUUUAAAAGUCAUUUUUUUUCUGUAAUGGGAAAUCUUACUUACAGUAUGUAUUUAUGUCAUCACCUGUUUCAAGCACAGUCAGUGUCUUCGAUUAGAACAUUAAUGGAUAUGGACAAAUGGAUUUUAAGUCGCUAUAUAAUAAGUGAUGUAAUGAUGUCGAUGUUUGGCAGCUUACUCAUAGUUUUGUUAUUCGAAAUGCCAUGCCAAGCGAUAAGAUGUAAAUUGGAUACUUACUUUCAAAAAGUAAAAAAUCAGCCUUGUCCUAACACAUACGAAAAAGAUAAUGAGAAAAAAAUGAAAAUUGGGUAAUUGUUAAAUCCAGUUGUCCAUAAACUCCAUUUGGUGAUAUAAGGUAUAAUUAAUAAAGGAAGAAAGUGCACCGUAGCAACUCAAUUGUAUCAUUAUUAUUAUCUGUACAUACCGUUGAAAUACGCUAUCCAAGUAGAAUAAAUAAUAAAAAUUGAAUUAAAUAAUUUA
Adelges cooleyi (spruce gall adelgid) is the source of this 2820-nucleotide messenger RNA. RefSeq lists its product as uncharacterized. The transcript is spliced from 14 exons. The coding region runs from base 499 to 2652 and encodes 717 amino acids. Gene Ontology annotation, molecular function: acyltransferase activity, transferring groups other than amino-acyl groups. Lineage: Eukaryota; Metazoa; Arthropoda; Insecta; Hemiptera; Adelgidae. The record is from RefSeq and is a predicted model, not a curated record.